UUAUUGAUUUAUUUACUGAUUUGCCACCACUCCACCUUAAAACACUUUUUCUCAGCUGGGUAUACCUCGAGUCUAUAUUCCAAGUUUCAAAUCUCUAGUUUCGAGGACGUCUAAAGAGCAGUCGCCUUCAUACAAACCAACAGAUAGCCAGACAGGCAGAUAGCGUGACGGACAGUGCAUAAGCGGAUGUAGCCUUACACCUUCAGUAUUAGAGUGUAAACAUUAUUCGGCUUCUCCCCAUACAAGUCAAAGACUUGUUGCUGUCUAAUUGUUGUAUUUAUCGCAGACAACUUAUAUUUUGUUCGUUUAGUUGAUUCGCCAGCGCCAAAUAGUUAGUGUCGGUUCAGAAAUAAAUAUUCUCAUUUAUAAAAUGUCGGUUUCUUAAAUUUUUCAUUGUAAAGCCUAUUCUGUGUCUAAUUUAAAAAUGCGUGUUAUCAAUAUGGGAACACACUCCGCAGUAUACGCAGCGAGUGCUACAAAAUCACGUCCGUUUCUUAUGCUUAUGAUUGGCCUUAUCAUAGGUUAUUGUGUGGCCGAGCUCAUUUCCUACAUAACCAUAUCUGAAGACAUCGAACCCACCAACUUUCUGGCCAGUACAGACUCUAAUAUCCGUUCCCCGCCAUCCCAUGCUGAUGAUGUUAUACCACAUUUUGAUGUCCUUCGGCACGAUCAUCCAACCGAUAAUACCUCGCUGGCCGAUCAGCUAAAGAAGGAUGUGCGCAUUCUCUGCUGGGUUAUGACAAAUCCGAAUAACCACAAACUGAAGGCUCGUCAUGUUAAGCGCACUUGGGGCAAACGCUGUAAUAUUCUACUGUUCAUGAGCUCCGAAGCGGAUGAUGAACUGCCUACGGUGAAGCUGGAUGUGGGAGAGGGUCGAGAGAAUUUAUGGCGCAAGGUGAAGGAGGCCUUUAAAUAUGUUUACAGGCAUCAUUUCAACGAUGCGGAUUGGUUCUACAAAGCUGAUGAUGACACCUAUGCAGUGAUUGAGAAUUUGCGCUACAUGCUAUAUCCGUACAACCCGGAGACCCCUGUACACUUUGGCCACAAGUUCAAGCCUUACGUGGAUCAGGGUUACAUGUCAGGCGGAGGUGGCUAUGUAUUGAGUCGCGAAGCAUUACGUCGCUUCGUCGUUCAGGGUAUUCCCAAUCCCAAAAUGUGCCUGCCUGGCACAGUUGUCAAUGAGGAUAUCGAAAUUGGUAAAUGCAUGGAGAAUUUAAAUGUGACAGCUGGCGAUUCGCGUGAUAUCAAUGGUCGAGGACGUAUGUUCCCUUUUGAUCCUGAGGCCCAUUUAAUACCCAGUAAGGAUAAGGAGUUUUGGUAUUGGAAAUACCAAUUCUAUAAGUCAGACGAGGGUCUCGAUUGCUGUUCCGACAAUGCCAUAUCAUUUCAUUAUGUCUCACCCCAGCUGAUGUAUGUUCUCGAUUAUCUGAUAUAUCACUUAAAGCCAUAUGGAGUUGUAAGAGCUUCGCAACAGUUACCUGACAAACUGAAAGUGGGCGAGUUCUUGCCGCCACCAAAAGAAGAACCCGCCAAUAGCAAUGAGGAUUCCUUUGAUGAUGAUGAUCGAAUUGCCGUUCAGAAUUAUGGAAGAGGUGUACCUAGUAUAGAGCCUGAUGCGAGAGAAGUUGGGUCGAACGAAGUCGAAUCCAAUGAUGAAAAAUUUACGCCAGAACUAAAAGCAAAAUUACAAAACGUAGAGUAAAAA
This is a messenger RNA of Drosophila grimshawi, 1705 nucleotides long. Its product is annotated as glycoprotein-N-acetylgalactosamine 3-beta-galactosyltransferase 1. The transcript is spliced from 3 exons. The coding region runs from base 425 to 1702 and encodes 425 amino acids. Gene Ontology annotation, molecular function: N-acetylgalactosaminide beta-1,3-galactosyltransferase activity. Gene Ontology annotation, cellular component: membrane. The record is from RefSeq and is a predicted model, not a curated record. NCBI's taxonomy places the organism in Eukaryota, Metazoa, Arthropoda, Insecta, Diptera, Drosophilidae.